AUGAGAAUUCUGUGCCACGCUGCCCAAUCACUCCGGAACGAGCGUGGAAAUCACGCGACAAAGAAACCAGCGAAGGCAUCGGUAAAUUUGUUCGAAAAAGAUGGUGCGGGCUAUUUGGUGGUGCACACGGAAAAGUCGAAAUCGGGAAAGGGCGAAAAAUUUGCGCUCAAAGCGAAUCUCAACAGAUGUUUAGCGAAAUUCGUUCAUGAGGGAAAGCUGACGAUUGAAUUUAAAGAGCCUUCAGUGAACAUUAUGAUUUCCAAAGCCGAUCCAGGGCAGUUGAAAAAGCUCCUGUCCGCGAUGAAAACUUCGUUUGAAGGAAAAUCACUGGUCGGAGUCGGAGUCCUCGCUUCAGCAACAAACAAGCCUAUCAAAAUUGGAAAAACGACCAAGAUCAACAUCCUCUCCCGCGACGAUUACAAAACCAAGCUUUCUAAAAAAGCCGGAAUCCCUGCAGAACUAGAAGAAUUUCGCUGUCACGGACUGGGAAUGAAGCAAAUCGACCUGCGUCUUUUUAAACUCCGUCAUUUGACGGUUCUCGACAUGACAAGGAAUAAUCUAUCAACGCUGAAUCCGAAACUCUUUCAACUUCGUCUCAAGGCGCUUAUUUUAUCAGACAACAAGUUGGACGAGCGAGCUUUUCGACCGCUGAAAUCUUCUCCCAUCGCCGAUUCUCUUCAAAAACUUGAUCUUUCGUCAAAUCAACUCACUUCUCUCCCUUCUUUAUGCACUCUUCCGAAGCUUUCAAGCCUCAUCAUCGACAAGAAUCAAAUCAGACGUCUUCCAGCUCGACUCCCCAACUCCCUUACGAUCUUAUCGGCGAAAGAGAAUAAAAUUUUCUUCACUGAGUUUGCGAGAUUUCAUCGUUUUCAAAGCCUAGAUUUGUCGGACAACCCUUUUUCAAUGCUGCACAAAUUCAAGGUGGAUACAAGCAAGAUUCCAGUUGCGAAGACAUUAGCGCAGGUCGCCGCUGCUAAGAUUCUCAAGCACAAGCUCCCUAUCAACCCUCAAAAAGUCCCCACUCGCCUAAAUUCUCUUCUGGAAUCAAUUCGCUUUUGCCCCUGCGGCGAACCCCUUUCCGACCGAAAGUUCAUGUUCCUUUCCGGCUACGAUGUCCGUCGAUACACCUCAAAUACGGAUGCAGUGGCGCCAAUGCCAAACAACUUCGUGAUUCCUCAACUAGAGUUUUGUUGCUCAAGUGGCUGCUUUGCCAAGUUUUCUACAACGCUUCAAUUCGAAGAAGACCCGCCAGAACCUGGCUCGGAUGAAGAUGGGAUGCAAGUUGACUGA
Messenger RNA from Oikopleura dioica, 1290 nucleotides. NCBI's taxonomy places the organism in Eukaryota, Metazoa, Chordata, Appendicularia, Copelata, Oikopleuridae. The record is from the annotation of a GenBank genome assembly.